AUUGAUUUUUCAGCCCCCCCAAAAAAAUAUAUAUUAGCAGCAAGGAGAAGUAGUGCGCAUAUUUCUAGAUUACAAUACCAGAGAAUUUUGAAAAAACACAACUUAAGUUAAAUCAGGGACAUUACAGCAGCAUUAGCAUACCAGCAACCACCAUAGGUCUCGCGGAGACAGCCGUCCUGGACAUAAUGGCUGCUAAUUUGCAACAGCAGCGCUCCAUCAACUUGCAGCUACGGCGGGAAAUGGAGAUGGAGCGAAUGCCCGUCUCGGUGGCCUGCUCCUUGAUGAUGAAGUACAUGUUGGAGCACGAGGAAGAGGACUGCCUACUCAGCGGCUUCACCCAGAAGGUGAAUCCGUUUCGCGAAAAGAGCUCCUGCAGCAUCCUAUAGAUUCGGAUACAUCAUGAUCCGGACCCAGUCCUAACAGUAUUAUCCUAUAAAGUAUACUCAAUCACGGCCGGGAUCCGAACCCAGCCGUGCCAGUCGUAUAACCUAUUUGCUGUUCGUUGUAUGUACGUGUGCCGACCUCAAUUAUGUCUAUAAACUAAGUAUAUGCAAUGGAAUCGCACGAACCGAGAAUUUAUGGAUGUAUAAACAAAGUAGGAGGAACCGUCUUGACCUAAAAUGCCUGCAUAUGUGUGUUUAAAUAUCGUGUAUUUUGCUAAUCCUGUAGCUCUUUAUUGGAGACUUUAGCAAAGCCGCUUUCAUUAUAGAUGUUUCCUAUUGAGAUAUUCCUGAAAUAAAGCCAUGUAGUCAGUGAUUUUAAUGUGAA
This is a messenger RNA of Drosophila santomea, 768 nucleotides long. RefSeq names its product guanine nucleotide-binding protein subunit gamma-1. Gene Ontology annotation, biological process: G protein-coupled receptor signaling pathway. Bases 186 to 386 code for a protein of 66 amino acids. The record is from RefSeq and is a predicted model, not a curated record. Gene Ontology annotation, cellular component: heterotrimeric G-protein complex. Gene Ontology annotation, molecular function: G-protein beta-subunit binding. NCBI's taxonomy places the organism in Eukaryota, Metazoa, Arthropoda, Insecta, Diptera, Drosophilidae. The transcript has a single exon.